Nannochloropsis gaditana CCMP526 is the source of this 666-nucleotide messenger RNA. Its product is annotated as ccd43 dicdi ame: coiled-coil domain-containing 43-like protein. The coding region runs from base 1 to 666 and encodes 221 amino acids. The transcript is spliced from 2 exons. The record is from RefSeq and is a predicted model, not a curated record.
AUGGCUGCGAGUGCGAGUAGCUUCGACCUGGAAAGAGAGCUUGCGCGUCUUUCCCUCGACACAAACGUCUACAGAGGCUAUAUUGAGGGAAUGAUGGAUGAUGAGGACACUGGAGACCUGGAAGAGCGAGUAGAGGCUGUGCUUGCGUUUUUAGGCGGCGCGACGGAUGAGGACCUAAGUGGGUUUGCGAUUGACUUGAAAACCCACCAUCAACUAAAACACGCGGCGGAGGCGGCCAGGGAGACUAGCUUGAUAGACGCAGAUAAGGCAAAGGAAAGGCGGCGUUAUGAAGAAAGACUUGAGCAAGACAAGAAAGCGGCGAAGACAGAGCAAGACAGACAAGCCGCGGAGCUUAAGUCUCGAACGGAAGGAGAUCGUGCGACGAUGCGGGGGCGAGAAGCUAUUUUGAAUAAAUACGCGUUUGGAGACGACGUUGUGGACGAAGAUGGAAACCCGGUGGGUAAACCAAGGGGAGGAAAAGAUGAUAAGUCGGGUGCCGGCGAGGCGGAUGUUGUUUUGGGUGCUUUACUAGGAGCCAAUUCAAACAAAGCUCAAGUGGAGGCCGCCGCGAAGGCAAUGAGGGAGAAGUCCAAGGCGGAGCACGAGAAGAAGGUGUUGAGAGAGAAGCACCUCACCGGAAUCCAGCGCUUCGCUACCUUGCACUGA